Erpetoichthys calabaricus (reedfish) is the source of this 1074-nucleotide messenger RNA. Its product is annotated as POU domain, class 6, transcription factor 2. The transcript is spliced from 4 exons. Gene Ontology annotation, molecular function: RNA polymerase II cis-regulatory region sequence-specific DNA binding; DNA-binding transcription factor activity, RNA polymerase II-specific. The record is from RefSeq and is a predicted model, not a curated record. NCBI's taxonomy places the organism in Eukaryota, Metazoa, Chordata, Cladistia, Polypteriformes, Polypteridae. Gene Ontology annotation, biological process: regulation of transcription by RNA polymerase II. The coding region runs from base 1 to 1074 and encodes 357 amino acids.
AUGUUAUUUAUCCUGUCUUUUCAGAUCAUUGGGACAAUUCCACUGAUGCCUAACUCCGCAGUGCCAUCCAGCCAGACGGGAAGUGGAGCUCAGGGUCUUCAAGUUCAGCCAGUCACUCCUCAGCUCCUCACAAAUGCUCAAGGCCAGAUCAUAGCCACGGUUAUUGGCAACCAAAUCCUACCAGUCAUUAAUACGCAGGGAAUAACAUUAUCACCAAUCAAACCAGGCCAACAGAUGCAGCAGCACCAGCAGGCACAGAUAGGCCCAGCAUCUCAGGCCAGUCUCCUUCACUUGCCUCACAGUCAAGCCUCAAUGUCUCAGAGUCCUGUUCGCCAAGCUUCCUCAUCCUCAUCUACAUCAUCUUCUUCAUCAGCACUCAGCGUGGGACAGCUGGUUAGCAAUCCUCAGACAGCCCCUAGUGAAGUUGAUGGAGUGAACCUGGAAGAAAUUCGGGAAUUUGCCAAAGCAUUUAAAAUUCGUCGUCUGUCCCUUGGCUUGACUCAGACCCAAGUGGGGCAGGCUCUCAGUGCCACUGAGGGUCCUGCAUACAGCCAAUCUGCUAUCUGCAGACACACCAUCCUGAGAAGCCACUUUUUUCUACCACAGGAAGCCCAAGAGAACACUAUAGCUAGCAGUUUGACAGCCAAACUGAACCCUGGCCUUUUAUAUCCUGCCAGGUUCGAGAAGCUGGACAUCACCCCAAAAAGCGCCCAGAAGAUAAAGCCAGUUCUUGAGCGAUGGAUGGCAGAGGCAGAAGCCCGCCACCGCUCCGGAAUGCAGAACCUCACAGAAUUUAUCGGCAGUGAGCCCUCUAAAAAGCGCAAGAGACGGACAUCGUUCACUCCCCAGGCCCUGGAAAUACUGAAUGGUCAUUUUGAGAAGAACACUCACCCUUCAGGCCAGGAAAUGACAGAAAUUGCAGAAAAACUAAAUUAUGACCGAGAGGUUGUCCGUGUCUGGUUUUGCAACAAGAGACAGGCACUAAAAAAUACAAUAAAACGUUUGAAACAACAUGAGCCCGGAACUGCAGUGUCGAUGGAGCCUUUGACAGACCCUUUGGAUGAGCAUUCCUAA